Molecule: messenger RNA, 729 nt
Organism: Didymodactylos carnosus
Lineage: Eukaryota; Metazoa; Rotifera; Eurotatoria; Philodinida; Philodinidae
Source: the annotation of a GenBank genome assembly
AUGUUAAUUGAAAGAACAGAGGACGUUACAGAAAUGAUUGAUCGUUUUGUUAAUUAUAAUGCAGAAUUUAAGUUGCUUCUGAAAAGAAACUUGAAAAUAAAUUUGACUUGGUUUGUAGAAGGUACACAUAUUAAUAAUUUAGAUAUUCAUGUAUUUGAAAAAGUUGGAGAAAAUAAUCUUUAUCGAGUAAAAGAUAUCAAGAAAGGAAAAGUACGAUUAAAAGAUUCAUGUGCGCAUUAUGUUUUAGACGCAAUGGUUGAGUUAUUAGAAAUUGUCAAAAAAGUAGAAAUAAUUGAUCGAGCAAGUCCCACAGAAAUGAUUAAAUUAAAAGUAGAAUUAAUUAUGGCAAUAGACAAAUCAUUUAAGUAUUUUAAUAAUCAAAUAAAAUAUAAUAUUUUAGCAAAAUUUAAAGAAGAUUGUGUCAUUCCAUUUAAAGAUGGAACAAAAGAUAAUGAAUCUUAUCAAACAUUUUGUUAUAAAUUAGGAAAAAUUGAGUUAUAUGUUUUAUAUAAAAGAAAAUUAAAAGAAAUAACUCUUGAUCAAGCUUUAAAAUUAUUUCAACAAAAAAAUGAAAUUUUAUUAGAAAUUGAAAAGAUUAAAGAAGCUUUUUUAAAAUAUGAGAAUUUAUUUAUAAAGUAUCUUGAUGAGAUUAUUAAUAAAAAAAUUUCAGUUAAAGAUAGAACUGAAAAAACUAAAAAAAUUGCUAAUGAAUGGAAUUUUAAAAAAUAA